Molecule: messenger RNA, 552 nt
Organism: Haliaeetus leucocephalus (bald eagle)
Lineage: Eukaryota; Metazoa; Chordata; Aves; Accipitriformes; Accipitridae
Gene: NMU
Product: neuromedin U
Exons: 9
Coding region: 1-552 (183 amino acids)
Biological process (GO): regulation of smooth muscle contraction
Molecular function (GO): neuromedin U receptor binding
Source: RefSeq, a predicted model, not a curated record
AUGGGAAACCUCUGCCACCAGCAGCCCCCCGCGGCCCCCCGCCAGCGCGGCCGGAGGAAGGCAGGGCACGGCGCGGCUCUGCCGGGGUCCCCGCUCCUCCUCCUCCUCCUCCUCGCCUCCUCGGUGUCUGCUUCCAAAGGUGCACUGAUGCCAUCCCAAGCGCUCGAGGCAGAUGAGGAUUUGCAGCUGUGGAAAGAGAUAGACGAUGCAUGUUCUGCCUACCUGUCCAGAGAUUCUCAGCCUCAGGCAUCCAGUGCACUGGAAGAACUUUGUUUUUUCGUCAUGGGAUUUCUCCAGAAACCACAGGGUUUAGAUGAAAAAGACAACAACAAAAGGUUCUUAUUUCAUUAUUCUAAGACUCAUGACUCAGGCAACUCGGACAUCGUGUCGUCUGUCCUGCAUCCUUUGCUGCAACUCGUUCCCCAGCUUAAUGAGAGAAGACUGAAGAGAUACAAAGUGGACGAAGAACUUCAAGGACCUGGAGGGAUUCAAAGCAGAGGCUACUUUUUCUACAGGCCACGCAAUGGAAGGAGAUCAGUGGAUUUUCGCUGA